UUUGCACAUCCCUUACAGGAACUGAUAACGACUAUGUAUAUAGGUUUCCUAGGUCUCAUAUUUGCAUCAUUUCUUGUUUAUUUAAUGGAAAAAGAUAUAAACGCUAAAUUUAGUAAUUUCGCACAGGCUUUGUGGUGGGGCGUGAUAACUCUUUGUACAGUCGGCUACGGUGAUAUGGUGCCUGAAACAUGGCAAGGCAAACUCAUAGCAUCGUUUUGUGCUUUACUAGGAAUUUCUUUCUUUGCUUUACCUGCAGGCAUAUUGGGCAGUGGAUUUGCCCUGAAGGUGCAACAACAACAGCGACAGAAACAUAUGAUACGGCGACGGCAACCAGCGGCAACACUCAUCCAAUCAGUUUGGCGUUGUUAUGCGGCUGACGAACAUUCACUCUCAAUCGCAACCUGGAAGAUACAUCAAAUGCCUUUACCCAGUCCGCCUGCAUCUUCAGAGUAUUGGGAUAGAUUAUUUAAAAAUUUAAGCGAAUAUAGUUCAGACCUUUCGGAUAAGUUUUUUAGACAUGUCGUCGAAGAUAGGCGUGGAUCCUCUAGUUUCAAGCACAACGCGUCAUUUGUGGCACGUUUGCCUACCAUAAGACGGAAUAAGACUCCAGCUAUGCAGUCGCCAGGCGAUGGUGGCGGCAUUAAGCCACAGGGGACCAUUCGAGGAGGUACGCGUUACGCACGUACACUGCGCGAAAUGAAUGCGUCGGUGGAGAAUUUAGGUAAGCCAAAAUAUGGAGAAAAUCCUGUACAUACGCAUGACCGCUUUAAAAAUGCUUAAUAUUUUUUAUAAAUUUUUUCUCAAUUUUCUAUUUUAAUUAUUUUCGUUUAACUUUUGCUUAAAACCAACAACAAAUUACUUAAUAAUACUCUUGAUGCUAUACAGCCAGGCAAAUAUUAAUCCUCAUACAAAUAAUAUCUAUGUGGGCCCAUGUAGGACUGA
This is a messenger RNA of Teleopsis dalmanni, 942 nucleotides long. RefSeq names its product potassium voltage-gated channel subfamily KQT member 5-like. The record is from RefSeq and is a predicted model, not a curated record. The annotation marks the transcript as partial. Gene Ontology annotation, cellular component: membrane. Gene Ontology annotation, biological process: potassium ion transport. Gene Ontology annotation, molecular function: voltage-gated potassium channel activity. The transcript has 6 exons. NCBI's taxonomy places the organism in Eukaryota, Metazoa, Arthropoda, Insecta, Diptera, Diopsidae.